AAAAGCAGACGGAUGAUGGAGGAUGAAGACUUUUUACUCGCUCUUCGUUUACAAGAGCAGUUUGAUCAGGAGACCGCGACUGCCACGUGGACUGAUGAAGACUAUCCGUCCAGUAAAAAGCGCAAGAUUGACUCGUCUGGGCUGACGGACGUGAUGUCCUGCUCCCAGCCCGGUCCUGAGAGACCGCUGUCUGUCGUAGAUGAGUCGUGGGAGGUGCUGGACCCCAGUCCGGACGUGAGGGCCAUGUUCCUGCAGUUCAAUGACCGCUUCUUCUGGGGCAAACUCAGCGGUGUGGAGGUCAAGUGGAGCCCACGGAUGACCCUGUGUGCUGGUGUGUGCUCUUAUGAGGGAAGAGGAGGCUUGUGUUCUAUUCGACUCAGUGAACCACUCCUGAAGCUCAGACCCCGCAAAGAUCUUGUACAGACUCUUCUUCAUGAGAUGAUUCAUGCUCUUCUCUUCGUGACUCAAAACAACAGAGAUCGAGAUGGCCAUGGUCCAGAGUUCUGCAAACACAUGAACAGAAUCAACCAAGCAAGCGGCACUAACAUCACUAUAUAUCACUCCUUCCACGAUGAGGUGGACGUGUACAGGCAGCACUGGUGGCGCUGUAACGGACCCUGUCAGAAUCACAGACCAUUCUUUGGAUACGUAAAGCGUGCGAUGAACAGGCCUCCCUCGGCAAGAGACCCCUGGUGGGCUGGGCACCAAAGGACCUGCGGUGGAACAUACACCAAAAUCAAAGAGCCAGAGAAUUAUGGGAAAACAGGCAAAAAUGAUCAAAAGAAAGACAAGAAAUCUUCCGAUAAGACCUUCAAGAAUUCGAAGCCUCCAAGCAGCACAACAGGCUCUGGCUCACAAGACAUCAGAAAUCUCAUUCCAUUCAGUGGGAGAGGGUUUAUUCUUGGAGGUAACACACAGACUUCUGCAGACAAGCAGAGUCAGAGUCCUCCUAAAGCUCAACCCGAACCUCUCGCCUCUCCUCCUGACUCACCGCUUCUUCCAAGACUACAGCCCAUCGAGGCAAACUCGAGUGCAUCGACUGUUCCCCGCAGGAAGUCUGUUAGUAACACUAAUGCCUUCACCAACGUCAAUGGCUCACCGGUGAGAAUUGCCAAAGUCAAUGGCUUAAGAGGCAAACAGAGGUCAGUACGAGAUCUCUUCCAGGCCAUAGUCCUCAAAUCUCCAGAGAGAGCAGCCAGUGCGGCUGGUUCCUCCAAGCCUGCCACUGAUGCCUCAACAGCAAACCCUGCUAAAAGCAAUGGACCAUCUUCAUCUAGUGCCUUAGACGGGCAAACUAGCCUGAUCAAUAACCAUCUUUCAUACAGUGCCACAGUGCCAAAGCAUGACUCAACAGAGUCGCAUCUCUCCAAAUAUUUUGGAAAAAGUGCUCAAAGUUCGAAAUUCCAAGAUUCAAAGUCGAAAACCUUUGGAAGCCCCCAAAAGUCUGAAACUGGCACAUCGGCUAACUUUUCUAAGCUCUUCGGAAGUAACCAAAAACCAGGAUCAGAUGCUACAAGCUCAGGAUUCCGAAUCACUGGCAGUCCCCAAAGUUCCCGUACUUCCACAACUACUUCAGAGUCCAGUUCUAAGCACUUUGGAGGCUCCGAAAAGCCUGAAUCCAACUUUCCAAGCCCUAGAAGCUUUGGCAGCCAAACAUCAGGAACGACGCCUUCAGGAGCCAAGAAGAGAUCAUGGGAAGAGCAUAAAUCUGAACAUAUCUUUGAUUACUUCCAGCGGACAAAUGACAAGUCCGCCACAUCCACAGUGCAGUCCACAGACACGGUUCUGCCUGCAGUCAGGGAUCAGCAAGCAAACAGUCCCCCGAUCCAGAACACCGUCCACUGCCCCGUGUGCCACAGCAAAGUACCCGAGUCCACAAUUAACGAGCAUCUGGAUUCCUGUCUGUCAUAGCCACUGAAAGGAAGUACAGGCCAUAGGGCUUUAGUAAAGCUAGGAGAGGUGUUUACUAUAUCUCAGGUAUAGCUUCGAAUAGAAAGCUAAAAUAUUAUUUUAUGUCAUAGUAGUGAGAUAUUUUAAUUCCAAUGCAAUAGCUAUAAGCGCUAGUUCUUAAAAUAAAUGUUUAUGUCAUUGGUAGCACAAUACCCUUAAAAGCGUGCCACAUUUCCUUUUGUACUUUUGUGCAGUUACUGACUUAUUCUACCUCAGUUUUGUAAACGAGAGCAUUUGCAUCAUGGGAAAAAUGUGUGAUUGACAGCUUAAAGAGGCGUCACUCACUGUCCUUGAUGCCCGUGGUUCAUGUACUGAAUUUCUCAUGCGUUUGGCUGUCCGCUGCUGGAUUUAGAUGUGCGUAGCUUUCUGCCGGAUCAGGCUUUGCAAGGUUGCUUACAUCUCUGUGUCAUCAAUAACAGCUCUUUCAGGUUGGCCAUGAUUGGGGGCGGAGCUUGUGCCACCUUCUGCAUAAUAAUUUCACAUCUACUUUGUGCCCUCGAGGGAUGCGCACGUUCAAAAACUAACCCCACCCAGAAGUGAACAUUGGGUGUGCAGGUUAAAACCUCCCGAUGUGAUCAUAGUCACGAGUAUUGUUGUGUUUCAGAUCCAGCGACCCACCUUAGAAGGAAACAAUGCCUGGUGAGGAGUUCACGCUGCUCAGGUUACCCUAGAACACGCAGAUGUUGCUUUUGGCGUGGUUCACUUAUAGGCCCGUUAGCGUAACAUUGAUUUGUUAGUGUUUGAGAUGCUGCAGGCGUCGGUGAUGUCAUUCGUUAUGUAUGCAUGCCGUUUUAACAUGCACUACAGGUUCUCGAGGCAAGCCGUGCUGUUAAUGCAUCAUUCUCUGUUAGGAGUGAAACUUUGCACAGUUUAUUGUUGGCCAAUUUAGGGCAAAACUUUUUUGUUUUAUAUUGACAUUCUGUUUUAAGUUAAAAGUGAGAAUUUUAUUAAGUGGUUAUUAAUGUUUGUAUAUUUUAAGUGGAUUUUACUAUCAUGUUUUAAAACCUCAAAAUUGUGCCUGAUUUAUUUUUGCCUGUAAACUGUUGAAAUAAAUGUUCUAUUAAGUA
Molecule: messenger RNA, 3017 nt
Organism: Cyprinus carpio (common carp)
Lineage: Eukaryota; Metazoa; Chordata; Actinopteri; Cypriniformes; Cyprinidae
Product: DNA-dependent metalloprotease SPRTN-like
Biological process (GO): DNA repair
Cellular component (GO): nucleus
Molecular function (GO): metalloendopeptidase activity; polyubiquitin modification-dependent protein binding; single-stranded DNA binding
Source: RefSeq, a predicted model, not a curated record